Messenger RNA from Hymenoscyphus albidus, 1177 nucleotides. NCBI's taxonomy places the organism in Eukaryota, Fungi, Ascomycota, Leotiomycetes, Helotiales, Helotiaceae. The record is from the annotation of a GenBank genome assembly.
AUGCCUCCAAAAGCCAUCAUUGAGAAGUGCGGCAACGCUUUUGGUUAGUAGUAAUCACAUACACGCAAGGUUGUCUGUCGAAUGUCUAUAGACAAUGCCAUCAUUUUCACAAUAUCCAUGCUGCUAGUGAAGUUUUCAGUUUUCAGUUUUCAUUUGUUUUCUUAUACUCCCUUCAAAAAUACGGUAAAUCUAGAAAAUAGAUGCAGAUGAUAACUCUUAACCAAUUUUCACUGAUCAUGUUUGAAGUUCAUCUCAGAAUUGGCUGAAAUAGAUUUGUGCUGCAAUAACUGCAGGAUACAUUGGUAACUCUAAACUCUUAACAACAGGUUCCAUUAAUGUUUUCAGGUUGAAUCCAAUCAGAAAUCUUACUCUGACUGUAUGACUGAGUCAAGCAUAGCAUGACCCUGCUAGAAGUGUUAUCAAGUCAAACUACACUAUGCUGAUGUUUCGUAUCACGUAUCUACCAAUUAUUCACCUCGUUGAGAUUCCGUGUUUUUGGGCCUUUUGGAUAUUAUGUUCAGUAGCAUCUUGCAGAACCGUUCUACUUCAUCCAAAAAUCCUCACAAACGAUGCUUCUUUCAUUUUGGGACCAUCCAUGGCCUCAAAAAAGAGCCCAAGGUUCUACAAGAUUACCUACCAUAUGUCUCCAUUUUCACUUCGAAGGCCCCGCCCAAAGCCAGCCUCGUAUUUAGCACUGGAACUCGAAGGCUUCGUUCUUGCUCAGUUCCAUGAGAAGUACGGAACUACGCUCUGCAAUAUCUUCCUAUCGCCAUUUCUACCACGCUACCUCAAUAUCCAACCAAAUCACGAAAAAGUAGAGGACUACAGAUAUCUUACGAACGGGGAACUACGAUCUCUCGCAAAGGAGAGUAACCGUGAGGUGGAGUUGUUGUUUGAGCUACAUCGCCGGAUGGUAUACGCUCGUUUGCAUGGAGUACCUGAUGGCGAGGGCAUCCGAGAAUUUGAUGUGCUUCUUCCCGUCAGCUGGGGUAGUAAACGAAGAAAGAGAUGGUUCGGGGAAAGACAAGAGUUGGUUUUGGAGUAUGAAAGCAAAUGGGACCUACUUCCUGGGUACUCUCCAUAUAUUCGGGAUUUCUCGAGUCUCGAGGAACAAGUGGAAUUGUAUAUCUUCAAAUUGUCUGCGUGUAUUUUCGUAUUUAUGAUAUCUCUCAAGUAA